UACUAAAUUUUUAGCUAUAGAGACAAAUGAAGAAAAUCCACAAAAAAGAAAUGCAGAUUUGGCAGAAAUAGAGAAUAGUUCAGGAUCAGAAGAAUAUGCAACAAAUAAAGUAGGAAAAAGUAACAGCCACUAUGAAGCUAUUUGUUAUUAUUGUGUUCCUAAAAAAUCUUGGGCAAGGGGAAAACCAGCAAAAUUAGAAGCGCAUUUGACAAAUGAAUGCCCUAAUUGUCCCAAAACUAUUUCGCGAUAUUGGCGAGAAAAAGUAGCAACAAGGAAUUCUAACUAUAUACAAAAAAGAACAUCAACAACCUUACCAAAUCAACCGGCAAUAACAUCUCAUUUUUUAUCUGAUCAUCCAUUACCAAAAGCUGCAAUUAAUCAUCUUGAUCAAAAAAUAACUAAGGCUUGGGUAAUAGCAGGAAUUCUUUUUGAAAUUAUCGAAAAUCCAUUUAUUAAAGAUAUGUUUAAAGAGUUUUUACUGGCAUACAAUUCACUAUCAAGAACAACUUUAUCAGACCAGUUACUAGAUAAGGAAAUAGCACGAAUAAAUUGUGCAGUUGAUAAUGAUAUUGAUAAAGCCGAUCAUUUAACCUUAGAUUUUGUCAGAACACCUGAUUAUCCUACAACCUUGUUAAUUAAUGAUAUCAUUGACUUGGAAAUUGAAGAAAAUUCAGAAUCUUCCAUAGCAGAAACGUCUUGA
This is a messenger RNA of Dentiscutata erythropus, 700 nucleotides long. NCBI's taxonomy places the organism in Eukaryota, Fungi, Glomeromycota, Glomeromycetes, Diversisporales, Gigasporaceae. The record is from the annotation of a GenBank genome assembly.